AUGGCUCAGGAGGCACAGAAGCGCGUUCAGGAGGGCGUCACGAAGCUGCUCGGUGACCUGGACAGCGCCGUACUUCGAAAGAUGCAGCAAGAGACCUUCCAGUGCUCGGCCAACUGCUGCGCCGACAAAGCCGCCUCCUCCGAGCAGGUGGCCAACUGCGUCGAGAGCUGCUCUACUCGAUUUCGAAAGGCGCAGACCUACAUUACCAAUGAACUGACUGGUCUUCAGGGCCGGCUAGAGCGGUGCGCCCUCUCCUGCCAGGACUCGGUGCGGGACAAGAUGACCGCGGAGACCACUGACCAGCAGAUGAAGAAGUUCGAGGGCCAGUUUGAGCAGUGCGUGAUGAAGUGCGCCGACGACACCGGCAAG
Molecule: messenger RNA, 369 nt
Organism: Rhagoletis zephyria (snowberry fruit fly)
Lineage: Eukaryota; Metazoa; Arthropoda; Insecta; Diptera; Tephritidae
Product: protein FAM136A-like
Cellular component (GO): cytoplasm
Source: RefSeq, a predicted model, not a curated record